Hevea brasiliensis (rubber tree) is the source of this 2339-nucleotide messenger RNA. RefSeq lists its product as uncharacterized. The transcript has a single exon. Bases 149 to 2032 code for a protein of 627 amino acids. The record is from RefSeq and is a predicted model, not a curated record. Lineage: Eukaryota; Viridiplantae; Streptophyta; Magnoliopsida; Malpighiales; Euphorbiaceae.
GCCUUUCCUUUCUUCACUCUAAUUUUCCUUGCCCUCAAAGUCUUCCUUUCUUUCUUCACCUUCUCACCUCGCCUACCCUCCCCUCCCCUCCCCAACCAUUUAACACACACAAACUAGCCUAUCGGGAAGCUCUAACACAGUUCUAUCAAUGGCAGAUUCAAGAUCUUACACUAAGCCCCAUCUCUCACCUCAGGAGUUUGAAGCAAAUCACUCCCCCGUCACCAGACACAAAUCCUACACUCACAUCUUCUGUAAGUCUCUUUUCUUUCUCCUCUUUCUUAUUGCUAUUCCUCUCUUCCCUUCUCAAGCUCCUAACUUUAUCAGCCAGUCCAUAUUUACCAAGUUCUGGGAGCUUGUUCACUUACUCUUUAUCGGCGUUGCUGUCUCCUAUGGCUUGUUUAGCCGCAGAAAUGUUGAAGUGGACUUUGAAACCCACUCCAAUAACUAUGACGAUGCACAAUCAUCUUUUGUGUCUAGGAUUUUUCAUGUUUCCCCGAUUUUUGAGGAUGGGUAUGAAAAUCCAUGUGGCUUCGAUGAGAAAAAUUUGUAUCAAUCUUGGAAUUCUCAGUUUUAUAGGGGUGAGUCUACGGUUACUGUUACUAAUGGUAGCUCUGUUAUCGGUGGAGAGAGCAAAACUGGAUCGAUCAAUUUUGAAAAUGAAACUGAGGUUUCACAUGAGCAAGAUCAGGAUAGUGUUGUUCAGACUUGGAAUUCUCAGUAUUUCCAGGGUGAAUCAGUGAUUGUUUUGUCCCAACCAAAUUAUGCAAUUGGUGAAUGGGAGAAACCUGGGCAAGUAGUUGGUUACAAACCGUUAGGAUUGCCAGUUAGGAGUUUAAAAUCAAAGAUUAGCAACCCAGGUAGUGCUCAAUUUAGUAAUGGAAGCGAGUCUAGUUCAAGCUUGAUUGGUUCUCCCAGUAGUUCUGGAAGGAGUAUGGACGAGGAACGGAUGGGUGAUAUGGGCCCCUCAAACCUGGAGGAGAAAUUUACUGAAAGUUUUUCCUCACCCUCUCAAGUUCCAUGGCGUUCUAGAUCUGGAAGGGGAGAUAUGUGGGAGAAAGUAGGUCCUGUUACUGGUCGUCCUUCUCAUUUUAGGCCUCUCUCAGUAGAUGAAACUCAGUUUGAAUCUCUCAAAUCGCAAUCUUUCAGGUCUGCAACUUCUUUCUCGUCCCAAGCUAGUUCAAUGUCAAAUUCACCAACCAGGCUCUCUCCUUCAGACUCUGUGCCUUCUGAUUCGCCAAAUUCAGGAACAGAAGAAUCGGGGAAAAAGAAGGAUUUCCGUGCAUCAUAUCCUCCUGCUUCACAAUCACCACUAACAACAGUGAAUCGCGAGGCUCGACUGAAUGCAUUUCAUUUAAGGAGAUACAGUAGUGGCUCCUUGUUCCAAAAGGAUUUGCGCGGAACCUCAAAAGAUAAGUUAAAGGAUCUGAGUGGCAGAAAAGAAGAUUCACUGGCUAGUAAAGAGAGGGGGCAGGGUGCUUUGAAAUUGGAUAGGAAACUUGCAACUGCAACGGUCGCUAAACCUACAUCGAAGGGAAAAUCAGUUAGGACUAUUAGAAGUGGUGUAUAUACUCCAGAGUCAAUAAAGUUUGGAGAGAUGAUCAAAACCCACAUCGAUGAUAAGGCUGGAGAAGGUUCUGAUGUAGCAAAAGCAGUAAAUACAGGGAAAAACGAAAUGAAAAGGGAAGGAAUGGAUAAUAUGUCAGGUGGCAUUAACAAGAAGAAUCUUGAUACUCACUACGAUGUGCCAAUGCCAACAUAUGCAAAAUAUCUGAAGAAAGAAAAGGAAGAAGGUUUGGGGAAUGUUGCUGUGGAAUCUGAAACUGACUUGGAGAGUAAGACUGACAGCACUCCGGCAAGCUCAGAUGAAGGUAGUGUGACUGACUUUGUGAGUGAUGCAGGAGGUGACCCUAAUGAGGUUGAUAAGAAGGCUGGUGAGUUCAUAGCCAAGUUCAGGGAGCAGAUUAGACUUCAGAAGGUGGCUUCUAUUGAAAAAUCAAAGGUGAAGCGCAUGAGUGGUAAGCAUUUAAGGUGAAGCAUAAGGUUGAACACCCUUUUCUUACUGGUCUCCAUUUGGUGUGUUCGUACUUGCGGAUUCUUUUUAAACAAAGCUAAUUGUCUUAUUGAAACACCUCUCUCUGUAGAAGUAUUUCUGCAUCUUCACAUGAAUGAAGAGCAUGGUGAUGGUACCUACCAUCUUUGACUGUUAUUGAUUUCAUUCUAGGAGGUUAUCUUAGAACACUUUAUCGUUAAUGAUAUUUGCAGUACAGAUGUAAGAUAUCCUUGUGUUUUGCAGCAGGUGAAAACGAAAUUGAAAUCUUUUACAAAAUAUUUUACAGAUA